This is a messenger RNA of Candoia aspera, 4985 nucleotides long. RefSeq names its product multiple EGF like domains 11 (gene MEGF11). Gene Ontology annotation, molecular function: scavenger receptor activity; protein binding. Bases 16 to 2847 code for a protein of 943 amino acids. The record is from RefSeq and is a predicted model, not a curated record. The transcript is spliced from 19 exons. Gene Ontology annotation, biological process: heterophilic cell-cell adhesion. Lineage: Eukaryota; Metazoa; Chordata; Lepidosauria; Squamata; Candoiidae.
AGGGGACUGAGGACGAUGUAUCGGCGAAGAUCUCAAUGCUGUCCAGGAUAUUACGAAAGUGGGGACUUCUGCAUCCCUCUCUGCACUGAGGAAUGUGUCCAUGGACGGUGUGUUUCUCCUGACACUUGUCACUGCGAACCAGGAUGGGGAGGGCCGGACUGUUCCAGUGGGUGUGACCAGGACCACUGGGGCCCUCACUGCAGCAACCCUUGCCAGUGCCGGAACGGAGCUCUGUGUAACCCCAUCACUGGAGCCUGUGUGUGUGCACCGGGUUACAAAGGAUGGCGCUGCGAAGACCUGUGUGAGCCGGGAAGUUAUGGGAAAGGCUGCCUGCUCAAGUGCCAGUGUCAUAAUGGGGCGACCUGUGACCACAAUACAGGAGAAUGUCAUUGCGCACCUGGAUACACUGGAGUUUUUUGUGAAGAGCCUUGUCCUCCAGGCAGUCAUGGAGCCCAAUGCGAACAGCGAUGUCCAUGCCAAAAUGGAGGAACCUGUCACCACAUCACUGGAGAAUGCACCUGUCUCCCAGGAUGGAUGGGUUUUGUGUGUGCACAACCUUGCCCAUCAGGAACAUACGGGGUUAACUGUAGCCAAGAGUGCCCAUGUCAUAAUGGAGGACAAUGUGAUCAUGUGACAGGGGUGUGCCUGUGUACAGCAGGAUAUAUGGGAGACAGGUGUCAAGAGGAGUGCCCAGUGGGGACAUUUGGCUUCCAGUGUGUGCAGAAGUGCGACUGUGAGAACAGGGCAAAGUGCUACCACAUCAACGGAGCGUGCCUGUGUGACCCAGGCUUUAAGGGCAUCCAUUGCCAGGAGCGGAUUUGUCCGGAGGGAUACUACGGACUGAAAUGCAACAAGCGGUGUCCGUGCCAUGCCACAAACACAGUCAGUUGCCAUCCUCUCUCUGGUGAAUGCAACUGUAAAGCUGGCUGGGCAGGGCUCUUUUGCAACGAAACGUGUGCUCCAGGGUUCUACGGCGAAAGUUGUCACCUUGUCUGCCACUGUCAAAAUGGAGCAGAUUGUGACAGCAUCACAGGAAAGUGCACCUGCGGACCAGGAUAUAUGGGAGAAACCUGUUCUGUUACAUGUCCUCCUGGGAGCUACGGAGUCAAUUGCUCCUUGGCCUGCAACUGCAAAAAUGAUGGCACAUGUUCCCCAGGAGAUGGCUCAUGCUUCUGCAAAGAAGGGUGGCAGGGAACUGACUGUUCCAUCCCAUGCCCCAGCAACAUGUGGGGUCUUAGCUGCAACCAGACGUGUAAUUGUGCCAAUGGAGCUGCCUGUGACCCCGUGGAUGGAUCUUGCCUUUGUGGUCCUGGGUGGCAAGGGGAAAUCUGUGACCAGCCCUGCCCUGAUGGGACGUACGGCCUGAACUGCAGUGAACACUGUGAUUGUAGCCACGCGGAUGGGUGUGAUCCUUUGACGGGCUACUGCUGUUGCCUUGCUGGUUGGACAGGUAUCCAUUGCGACAGCGUGUGCGCACAAGGCCGUUGGGGUCCCAACUGCUCCAUCGCCUGUAACUGUGAAAACGGAGGAUCCUGCUCUCCCGAAGAUGGAAUCUGUGAGUGCGCUCCAGGCUAUCGAGGACCCAUGUGCCAGAGAAUUUGUCCCCCUGGUUUCUACGGGCUUCACUGCAGCCAGCCCUGUCCCCAGUGCCUUCAUAGCACGAUGCCUUGUCAUCACAUCACGGGGCAAUGUGAUUGCCUACCAGGGUUUUUCGGCCCACUCUGCAACCAAGUGUGUCCAAGUGGAAGAUACGGAAAAGACUGUGCCGAGUUGUGUUUGUGUACAAACAAUGGGACCUGUAAUCCCACUGACGGCUCUUGCCAGUGUUUCCCAGGAUGGAUCGGCAAAGAUUGCUCACAGACUUGCCCAGUUGGGUUUUGGGGAACAGACUGUUUUCAUUCGUGCAGCUGUCACAAUGGAGGGACAUGCAGCCCCCACAACGGAGAAUGCAGAUGUACCCCUGGCUGGACCGGUCCCUACUGUUCUCAGAGAUGUCCAGCUGCCUUUUAUGGAAAGGGCUGCGCCAACGUCUGCCAGUGCCAGAACGGGGCCGACUGCGACCACAUCACUGGGCAGUGCACCUGCCGAACUGGGUUCACAGGAAAACAGUGCGAGCAGAAGUGUCCACAAGGAACGUUUGGUUACGGUUGCCAGCAGCUCUGCGAAUGCAUGAAUAACGCCACCUGUGACUAUGUUACAGGUACCUGUUACUGCAGCCCCGGGUUCAAAGGAAUCAGGUGCGAUCAAGCGGCUCUCAUGAUGGAAGAAUUAAAUCCCUAUACUAAAAUUAGCCCAGCUCUUGGAUCUGAGAGGCAUUCAGUGGGAGCAAUCUCUGGAAUUAUUAUCCUCCUGCUAAUUAUUAUGGUUUUGCUGGCACUGUUUGUGUGGUAUCGACGUAAGCAGAAGAAGGGGCACGACAUGCCGAGCGUCUCGUACACCCCAGCCAUGCGGAUGACCAACACCGAUUACUCUCUCUCCGACUACGCGAAGCAGUCGGCCCGCAGCUCCAGCAACUCUUCCCUCAACAGCAGCGAAAACCCCUACGCCACCAUCAGAGAUCCCCCCAUCCUGACCCGCAAACUGCCCGAGAACAGCUACGUGGAAAUGAAGUCUCCUGCCCACCGGGACGCGUCGUAUCUGGACAUGCCAACCUCUUCGCCCGCUCACAAAAACAUCUACGACGUUGAGCCCACCGUCAGCGUGGUGCAAGAGAUCCGCAUCCACAAUGCUGGUUACAUCCAAAAUCCGUAUGAUCUGCCCAAGAACAGCCACAUCCCCAGCCACUACGACAUUGUCCCGAUAAGACACAGCCCAACUCAUGGGACACUCUGGGAUAAGCCAUCUUAAAAGGCCCAGCCACUCUGAUGUCCCAAUCCCAACCACGUGCCAUGUGAGCAUUGUUCUCAAACACAACAAAGAUGACAAUCUUUUCUGUUUUAUCCUGCUGUAGAUGGGAGGAAAAGAACACAACGCAAAGAACCUUUAGGGACAAUUGUUGGGGCCCACUUGCUUCUGCAUGAAACUCUUUAUUUGACAAAAUAAUUUUAUACAAUUUGCAGGAAAACCAAGAAAGCUCCUAUACAUACAACAGCAGAAAGAAGACACCAGAAAGCCAUUUAUCUCCAAGUUCAGCCCUGGACCAUGUGCAUUCCCUGAUUUGGUUUUGCUUUAAAAAAAUGGAGGGAGAGGGAGGUGAGGAAAACCCCUUGCUGCAAGUUCUUAUAGCUGUAUCUGUACUAUAUUAUCACCUGCUUAAAGAAUUCUUUUCUAAAAAGAAAAAAAAAGACAUGACUUUCAGAUAGAUUUUGGGAUGUGUUGUGAAGCCUCCUGUGUGGUCAAGGAAGUACUUCUUCAAAGAACCCAGAAAUAAGGUGCUUUAGAAAAUUGCUGCCAGCAUAGCCAGAUACUAUUUCAUCCCACAGUGUAUUACUCUAAAUGAAAUGGCAUGAAGAAUCCAAAGUUUUCCAUGGGUGCAAAAAGUUCAGAAAUUCUUCUUGGUCUACAGAGUUUAUAGAAGGGUAAGUUCAUAAGAGCUUGCUCUACUGAGCAUGACUUCUGUCUGCUCCCUGCCUACCCCAUGCAUCCAUUGGUCCACCUUUAGGAGCUGGUCUCCAUCCAUCCAUCUUCAGGAGAUGUGAUUGAACAACACUAAUCUACAACCAAGUCCAUGCCCAUCUAUUCUCAGGUGGCAUUGGCAGUGUGGACAAUCUCAAAGUGUUUGUUUUACCUUGCAAUGAAAUGGAUAUGAGAUUGGCUGGACAGAACUAAAGCACAGGAGUCAGAGCAUAGCCAGGGACUCCUAAUCACACUUCUUGGUACUUCCCCUGACAAAGAUGGAGUGCUUGUGAUGCACCAAGGAUUAUGUACAUAAAUAAUGCUCAAGAACGGCCUUAUCCAAACAAGCAGGACCACUCUAAACCUGAGUUGGACACUGGUAGCAUCUUUCUUCAAGCUCAUGUACUGCAGCGGAGAUGGACUACGAUAGCCUUCCUUGAUCUUGGUUCCUUGGUAGACUUCCAUUCCCAGAAUUAUCAGUAAUUGUCAUGUUGGCCAAAGGAUUAUGGGAAUUCAAUCCAUACAUAAAAACAGUUUCCAAGUCAGGGAAGGCUGGAUUUCAUCAUCACCCCCAGUCAGUAUGACUAAUGUCCAUGCUAGAUGGAGAUGAUGGAACCUGAAGUCCAACACAGCUGGAAAACACAGACAAGGAAGAGUAGUCUACAGACCAACUAGUAAUUUUUCAGGGCAUUGAGCAGAGAUCUUUCCCAACCUUUCCUGAAGAUGCCAAGUGUAGAACUUGGGAACUUGUGCAUGUAAAGCAGACUUCUAUAACUGAGCUAUGCCUUUCCUUCAAACCAUUCUAUUAUAACAAAAUCAACUACACACCAUUUCCGGAAGAUUGCUUCUGUAUCAUAGGUACAUUCUAUCUGCAAUCACUGUUAGAUUGCAGUUGAACUUCAGCUUGGCUCUAUGCUCAUGAUUUGCGUGAGGAUCUUCUUGGAUAUGAUCUAAUGUUGAUAUUGGAUAAUAUUUUUAUCUGGCAAGUGCUAAUGUAGCAAAAAGGCUGCCUUUCACCAAGAAAUGUCCAUUUACCAUUAAGGCACAACUGAGUGGUGUUUGUAAGAGAAAGGAAAACGAAAGAAUCGCUUGCAAAAACAUGAUGGGACGUAUAAGACCUGCUGUGCAGAAUGCCUUUGCGUGAUGAUCAGGUUCUUAAAGUAGGUUUCAAUCACAGCUAUUGAUAGCUCUAUUAUCCAGGUUGAUAGACUGAGGAUGUUAUUUAAUCAGAAAUAAAUUGGAUAACAGAAUGCAGCUCCUGAAUGUAUUAUGAGCAUCAUGAAGCAGGGGUCAAUGAGCCUUUUCAGGUGGUGGGCACCUUUAUCACCUUUCGUGUGAUAAUACUCAAUUAAAAACUGAUUAGAGCUUCUGCAUUCCUGUCUGAAAUCACAUGAGAUCUCAUGUGAGAACACAGGGAUCUUGCUAGAUUU